Messenger RNA from Cannabis sativa, 2046 nucleotides. RefSeq names its product omega-3 fatty acid desaturase, chloroplastic. The record is from RefSeq and is a predicted model, not a curated record. Gene Ontology annotation, biological process: lipid metabolic process. Bases 376 to 1734 code for a protein of 452 amino acids. The transcript is spliced from 8 exons. NCBI's taxonomy places the organism in Eukaryota, Viridiplantae, Streptophyta, Magnoliopsida, Rosales, Cannabaceae. Gene Ontology annotation, molecular function: oxidoreductase activity, acting on paired donors, with oxidation of a pair of donors resulting in the reduction of molecular oxygen to two molecules of water.
CAUCCUAUAUAAAUACCAAACGACUUCCACAACAACAACAACAAACCAUACUUCAAAAUUCAAAGUUUUUUCUGUUAAAAAAUUUUAGUCUUCUCUUUUCUUUAUUCAAGAGUCGAAUAGUGAAAACUGAAAAGGUCUAGUCUUUAUUGUUAGGCAAAUGUGAAACCGUUUAAUAAUAAAUAAUAAUUAAAAAAUAUUCACUUUUUUUCUUUUAUAAAUAUUCUUAAGAUAUUUUACAUUGCAAACCUAUUUUCUUAUAUAUAUAUAUAUAUUAUUUGGAUUCUUCUUCUUCUUCUCUGAAGUUUUUUGCCGUCUAAGAUUUUGAGGUGACACCCAGGAACUGAAAUCCUGGUGUGUUCUUCUUUUUCUUCUCCAAUGGCGAGUUGGGUUUUGUCAGAAUGUGGAUUAAAGCCACUCCCUCAAAAUUUUCCUCGACCCAGAACAGGGAUUACCUCAACCAACCCAACAACAAAGACUCGGUUUUUGAGUUCUAACAAGAGCUCGGCGGAUCUUAGAUUCCCAAAGGUGAAUUUCUCAACUGGGUUUUUGAAAAGGAGGAGUUUUGAGGUGAGAGUGAGCGCCCCAUUGAAGGUUGCUUUUGUAGAAGAGGAAGACAGAGGAGAGAGAGUAGAGGAAAUCGUUAAUGGAGUUGAAGAAGAAGAAGAAGAGGGAAUCAAAUUUGAUCCUGGCUCGGCUCCACCUUUCAAAUUGGCUGAUAUUCGGGCUGCUAUUCCAAAACAUUGUUGGGUUAAGGAUCCAUGGAAGUCUAUGAGCUAUGUGGUGAGAGAUGUGGCUAUCAUAUUUGGGUUGGCUGCGGCUGCUGCUUCUAUUAACAACUGGGUUGUUUGGCCUUUGUACUGGGCUGCUCAGGGGACUAUGUUUUGGGCUCUAUUUGUUCUUGGUCAUGACUGUGGCCAUGGAAGCUUUUCAAACGAUCAUAAGCUGAACAGUGUAGUUGGGCAUCUCUUGCAUUCCUCAAUUCUUGUACCUUAUCAUGGAUGGAGAAUCAGCCAUAGGACUCAUCACCAAAACCAUGGCCAUGUUGAGAAUGAUGAAUCAUGGCAUCCGUUACCUGAAAGAAUUUACAGGAAACUGGAUAACAUCACAAAAAGUUUGAGAUUUACUCUACCAUUUCCAAUGCUUGCUUAUCCUUUCUACCUCUGGGGAAGAAGUCCAGGAAAGGCUGGUUCCCAUUUUCAUCCAAAUAGUGACUUGUUUGUUCCAAGUGAGAAGAAAGAUGUGAUCACUUCCACUUUAUGUUGGACAGCUAUGGCUGCUAUACUUGUUGGUUUGGGCUUUGUGAUGGGUCCUAUUCAAUUGCUUAAGCUCUAUGGCAUUCCUUAUUGGGUUUUUGUCAUGUGGCUGGAUUUAGUGACAUACUUGCAUCACCAUGGCCAUGAAGAAAAAUUACCAUGGUACCGCGGAAAGGAAUGGAGUUACUUAAGAGGAGGGCUCACGACACUUGAUCGCGAUUAUGGAGUGAUUAACAACAUUCAUCAUGAUAUUGGAACUCAUGUAAUCCACCAUCUUUUCCCUCAAAUUCCUCACUACCACUUGGUGGAAGCAACUGAGGCAGCUAAACCAGUGAUAGGGAAAUACUACAGAGAGCCGAAGAAAUCGGGUCCUCUACCGUUUCACUUGAUAGGUACUUUGAUUAGAAGCUUGAAACAAGAUCACUAUGUUAGUGACACUGGUGAUGUUGUGUACUACAAAACUGAUCCUGAUCUUAAGUGAUCUUUCAAGCUCAAGUAAAGUUUCAAUUUCAUACAGCAAAAGCUAAUCAUUGUCUGAGCUUUUGGUACCACUUGGGGAGAUGACACAAAAUUUAUCAUCUUAAAUUAUUGUUGCUCUGCUUAUUUCUUAAAAAUCAGCUAGAAAAAUAAGUAGAGUGUAAGGUUACCAUUUAUCUUAGUGCAGCUAUUUAUAGUGAAGAGAAAUUUGUAUAUCAUAGAAGAAAAAUAAUUUUCCAUUUUUAUACAACCUGAACAAUAUUUAUUCCUUUUUAUUAAUAUUAUUAUGUUAAAUAAUUAUAUUCUAUUUAAGGGA